UGUUGGAUUACUACUACUGAUGCUUUAAUGCUUGUAAACCCUUCAUUUUAACUUUAUUAAUAUUAUUUUUAUGAUUGUAUACUUUAAAAUGAUCUCAGGAUUUGUGACCUCAAAUUAUUUUUUUUAAAACUUUUUUUUUCUUUCCAGAAAAGACACUGUAUGCUGAACACUUCUGUUGGCUUUUAAGUACCUCACUCGGAUCAUCAGACGAAUAUGACGGUUGCAAUAAAGGUUUUCUUUAUAUGCAGUCUACUUCAAGGUAGCUUAUGCCAAAACUGGGCAGUCUUCUUGCCUCAGACUGUAGAAGCACUGAGUGGAUCCUGCGUGUUGAUCCGCUGCAGAUUCACCUUGCCCCCAGAAUGGGAGGAAUUCCUGGAUGAUUCAUGUAAAGCUAUCUGGAAGAAAGGCUGGAGUAGAACUCCGGUGUUUGAUUCCAGCCUCACUGGUGCAAGUGGAAGCUUAAAUAUCCAGCAAGGAAACCUGACUGGAAUCCUGCGUGACAAAGACUGCACCACCAUCUUCAACAACAUGCCACCACGCCAUUAUGACAACUAUUACUUCAGACUGCAGUGUGACAAUGAUUUGAAGUUUAACUUUCCUUCAAGUGUCCUCAUAUCCACUCAAAAUUCACUGCCUAAACCUACCAUAACGCCAUUGAACCUGGAGGUAGAAGAAGGAACUGCAGUGACAUUGACCUGCUCCGCUGUUUCUCACUGUCCCAUUCUUCCUCCACUUCUGACAUGGUCGCCCGCUUUAGGUGACACAGAGGAGGAAGUGGAAGCUAAUCCUGCGACCUCUGUGAUGAACUUCACUGCUUCUCACCUUCACAAUGAACAAAAAGUUUCUUGCACUGCCGUCUAUAACCGACAAGCUGGGAAAAGUGACCUUCUGUAUGAAAAAAUUCUGACGCUAAGUGUUCUUUAUCCUCCAAAUAACACAUCCGUUAGUUACUCUGGUCCUGUAAAAGAAGGCAGCUCAGUGACCGUGACCUGCAACACUAAUGCAAAUCCAGCCGUGGACAGCUACAGCUGGUACAAAGUGAAUGGAGAUCAGGUGUCAGUGGUGGGAUCAAAGAAGAGGUUUUCAGCCACAGUGUCAGAAGUUGACAGUCAGUUUUUUUGUGGAGUCAGUAACAGUUAUGGAAGCCAGAAUUCUUCUAUCACUCAGAUUGACGUACAGUUUUCCCCGAGGGAAACAACAGUAAUCGUCGAUCCCACUGGUCCAGUUCUGGAGGGCAGCUCUGUUUCUCUGAUCUGUAAGAGCCGCUCUAACCCACCAGUGACCAACUACACCUGGUACAGAGAUAAUGAGAUGGAUAAGGAGCCCGGACCAGUCUUGGUCAUAGACGGUGCCGACACCAGCCACAGCGGUGAUUACCACUGUACAGCCAAAAAUGAUCUGGGAGAGGAAACGUCAGCAGCAAUUCAGCUGGACAUUCAGUAUCCUCCUAAAAAUACUUCAGUGUCUGUUGACCCUUCUGGUCCUGUGCUGGAUGGCAGCUCUGUGACUCUGACUUGCACAAGCAUCGCCAAUCCAGCAGCGGUGAACUUCACCUGGUUCCAGGUGGCAGGAAGGAAAAAGGAAGCGGUGGGCUUUGAGCAACACUUCACCUUCAAUGUGACCAAACUCUCAGAUGAUCAAUAUCAUUGUGAAGCUCUUAAUGUCCAUGGAGCUGAAUGCUCAGAGCCUGUCAGCAUUGAUGUCACAUUUGCUCCAGAGAUCCUAUUUUCUUCCCGCUGUGUGAAGAUUUUGUCCCAGAUCCGAUGUACCUGUAACACUCAGGGGAACCCGCUUCCCUCCCUGGUUUGGCAGCUGGCUGGCGAGCUUGUCAAUCACUCUGCUGAUAUCCCAAUUCGGGAAGUAAAUCUGGGGAGCACGAGCGUGAGGAGCAUCAUCACUCUGUACUACCUGGGCCAAGACAUGCCCUCUCUGGUCUGUCUGAGCAGCAACUCCCUGGGGUCUGAUAGUAUAGCUUUCAAUAUAUCCUCCAGUGAAACUCAGCUAGUCCUCCAUACUCUUUCUUUGCUGAUUGGUUCUGGAGUGGGAGCACUGGGGAUGUUGCUGGUUUUCAUACCGCUACUGAUAUGCCUUUACAGGAAAAGGAAGGGCAAUGUUUCACUUGACAAGGGACUUGUGGAUAUUUCAGACUGUUUAGUCACCAAUGAGACUAACUCUUCAAAGGCAGAUGUGAUUUAUGUCAAUAAAGCCAUUCUUGAGGCAGAAGCAGCAGAAUACAAGGAUGACUCUCUCCAUUAUGCUGAUGUGGACUUUGCUCAACUUCAGGCCAGGUCAGAGGGCAAGCUCGGGGAAGGUGAGAUCGAAGGCCUGGUCUCUAAGACUGGUGUGGAUUCUGAGAUCCAUCGAGAAGCACCAAGCAAUGGAGGAGAUGCAAAGUAGGAAGAAACACUUGCAGAUGCUCAUUUUGGAAGAAAGAAAGAUGCUAAGGGACUUACAUGAAGGGUUGAUGAGAAAGUGGUCACUUAGCUUUAGAGGAAUUGACAGCAGAAGCCCAGGAGUUUGGACAUUCCCUCCGGCCCUGGUUUUGAUCCUCGUCUGUAAAUUCUUCUCCUGUCUUACUAGUAAAAAUAGACAUAUCUGUA
Maylandia zebra (zebra mbuna) is the source of this 2600-nucleotide messenger RNA. The record is from RefSeq and is a predicted model, not a curated record. NCBI's taxonomy places the organism in Eukaryota, Metazoa, Chordata, Actinopteri, Cichliformes, Cichlidae.